Gorilla gorilla gorilla (western lowland gorilla) is the source of this 7777-nucleotide messenger RNA. It is a transcript of the gene SPG7, whose product is annotated as SPG7 matrix AAA peptidase subunit, paraplegin. The transcript is spliced from 10 exons. Gene Ontology annotation, molecular function: ATP binding; metalloendopeptidase activity; ATP hydrolysis activity. The record is from RefSeq and is a predicted model, not a curated record. The coding region runs from base 45 to 1514 and encodes 489 amino acids. Gene Ontology annotation, cellular component: membrane; m-AAA complex. Lineage: Eukaryota; Metazoa; Chordata; Mammalia; Primates; Hominidae. Gene Ontology annotation, biological process: mitochondrial protein processing.
GUGUAGCGGCCCGCGGAUCACGCAGGCGCGGCUUUCAGGCCAACAUGGCCGUGCUGCUGCUGGUGCUCCGUGCCCUCCGCCGGGGUCCAGGCCCGGGUCUUCGGCGGCUGUGGGGCCCAGGCCCGGCCUGGAGUCCAGGGUUCCCCGCCAGGCCCGGGAGGGGGCGGCCGUACAUGGCCAGCAGGCCUCCGGGGGACCUCGCCGAGGGUGGAGGCCGAGCUCUGCAGAGCUUACAGUUGAGACUGCUAACCCCUACCUUUGAAGGGAUCAACGGAUUGUUGUUGAAGCAACAUUUAUUUCAGAAUCCAGUCAGACUCUGGCAACUUUUAGGUGGUACUCUCUAUUUUAACACCUCAAGGAUGAAGCAGAAGAAUAAGGAGAAGGAUAAGUCAAAGGGGAAGGCACCUGAAGAGGACGAAGAGGAGAGGAGACGCCGUGAGCGGGACGACCAGAUGUACCGAGAGCGGCUGCGCACCUUGCUGGUCAUCGCGGUUGUCAUGAGCCUCCUGAAUGCUCUCAGCACCAGCGGAGGCAGCAUUUCCUGGAACGACUUUGUCCACGAGAUGCUGGCCAAGGGCGAGGUGCAGCGCGUCCAGGUGGUGCCUGAGAGCGACGUGGUGGAAGUCUACCUGCACCCUGGAGCCGUGGUGUUUGGGCGGCCUCGACUAGCCUUGAUGUACCGAAUGCAGGUUGCAAAUAUUGACAAGUUUGAAGAGAAGCUUCGAGCAGCUGAAGAUGAGCUGAAUAUCGAGGCCAAGGACAGGAUCCCAGUUUCCUACAAGCGAACAGGAUUCUUUGGAAAUGCCCUGUACUCCGUGGGGAUGACGGCAGUGGGCCUGGCCAUCCUGUGGUAUGUUUUCCGUCUGGCCGGGAUGACUGGAAGGGAAGGUGGAUUCAGUGCUUUUAAUCAGCUUAAAAUGGCUCGUUUCACCAUUGUGGAUGGGAAGAUGGGGAAAGGAGUCAGCUUCAAAGACGUGGCAGGAAUGCACGAAGCCAAACUGGAAGUCCGCGAGUUUGUGGAUUAUCUGAAGAGCCCAGAACGCUUCCUCCAGCUUGGCGCCAAGGUCCCGAAGGGCGCACUGCUGCUCGGCCCCCCCGGCUGUGGGAAGACGCUGCUGGCCAAGGCGGUGGCCACGGAGGCUCAGGUGCCCUUCCUGGCGAUGGCCGGCCCAGAGUUCGUGGAGGUCAUUGGAGGCCUCGGCGCUGCCCGUGUGCGGAGCCUCUUUAAGGAAGCCCGAGCCCGGGCCCCCUGCAUCGUCUACAUCGAUGAGAUCGACGCAGUGGGCAAGAAGCGCUCCACCACCAUGUCCGGCUUCUCCAACACGGAGGAGGAGCAGACGCUCAACCAGCUUCUGGUAGAAAUGGACGGUGCCUCUCUUGACCAGCUACCCUCCCAGGGGACCAUGAGGAAGCUCAGAGGAGAGACCCCCGCCUGCUCCUGUCUCACGGAGCCCACAGGGUCACGGAGGGCAAUGGAGGGUCGUUCGCUCUGCUGGGGUUGCCUUUUGCACUGAAGACAGACACCACCUUUUUGAGUGACUUGAGCCCAAAGGCAAGCGUAUAUCAAACGAUCUUCUCCACAUAACCUCUCUGUGCCAUCAUAAGAAUAGCUGCUUCCACCCCCGGAUUUGCUCAGGCCUGGGAAUCCGCUGACUGAAGGCCUCUUGUUGAGUGCCAGCUCUACACAAGUCCCUUUAUGCAGAGCCACAGCUGUGCAUGCUCAGCCCUGCCGAGGUCCCAGGCCAGGCUUUGUUGCUUCCGUUCAUGGAAGUGCACAGGAUGGGGCUGACGCUGUGCCGGUCGUGGGAAAAUCUCACUGGGGAAGAGAAAAGUCCCAGCCUUGUUGGUUACGUCAGCCGGUCCAUGGCGGUGUCCUGCGGAUCCCGGAGCCCCCUGGGAAGGGCGCAAGUCAAAGAGCACUGGAGGCACCACCAGCGAUGGACGUCCAGGUCCCGGCUCCUGUGCUGGAAAGCAUUGAUGGGGAGCGUCAGCGCUGACCACACGCGGGAGCUGCGGAUGCCCAGCGGUUCACAAAGGCCUGCCUUCAACGUAGUCAUCCCCUGGUGAUGGAAGCAAGACGACAGCCCCUGACGUGCAGCCACACACAGAAAAGGCUGCUGUGAACAUUUUAUGCUUCGACUUUUUUUUUCUUCAGAGACAGGGUGUCGUUCUGUCACCCAGGCUGGAGUGCAGUGCCACCAUCAUAGCUCACUGCAGCCUCCACCUCCUAGGCUCAAGCAGCCAUCCUGCCUCAGCUUCCUAAGUAGUUGGGACUCAAGGCUUGAGUCACCAUGCCAGGCUCUGUUUUUUCAGUCUGUGAAAAAUAAAGUCAUCAGCAUGUGAGCUUGGCAGUGCUUGCCGUGAGCUCUUUCAGGUCCAGGCUCCCAGUGUCUGGGCAGUGAAUGAGGUCCUGGGAAGCCGGGGUCCUAGUCCUGGUCCCAGUGUGACCCGGGGACACCCCUACCUCUGUCCUUAAUGUGGCAGUAAAUGUAUGAAGCACGCUCUGCCCUGGGAGCCGUGGACUGCCUGCCAGGUGGGUAGAUGGGCGCUGGCAGAGGGGGAAGCUGAGGCCCAGCAGGAGCCGGCCGUCUGACUCACAACUCACGCCCGCCGACUGCCCCUGUACUCUCCUGGGGGUUGCGAGCACUGCCGAGCCCUGGGUGACGCUGGUGUGGCCAGGCUGGAGCGCAGAGAACCGCACUUGGGGUUCAGAGUGUGUUCUCCCACUCAGAAGCGUCGGCUCUGCCGGGAGCGGGAUGGGGAUGCAGCUUUCUUCCCCAUUUUAGACCUCAGGUUGGAAGGGCGCACUCAGGUGGUAGCAGCCGCUUCGGGUUGGGCGUCUUGUGCUGUCCUGGUGCGUUGAGACAUCCCUCAAAGAAAGCACGAGUACCCUGCACACCCACAUAGCCAGGGCAUCCACUGUCACCACUCGAUGUGGAAGUCCUGUUGGUAAAAUCUUGACAAGAGCCAUUUAGAGAGCACGGGGGGAAAUUCUCCCAGGUCCAAGCAGAAUGGACAGUGAGCCUGGGGGACGGAUGAACAGGAGGAGGCCUGGGCUUCUGGGCUCCGCAGGCAGGGAGGGGCCGGCAGUGUGGCUUAUUCCCCGGGUGGACAAGGAGGCCUGGGCUUCUGGGCUCCGCAGGCGGGGAGGGGCCGGCAGUAUGGCUUAUUCCCACUUGAGUCAGCUCUUGAGCACUUGCUCGUGGCCCAGAGGUGAUGCUGCUGUUUGUGCCCUCUGUCCUCUCAGAGGAAGUGGGUGCUGGUUCAGGGAUCUCAGGCUCUGAGCGGGAGUGUGGGGUCAGGUCUAGCUUCUGUCCGUGGCUUGCUCCCUGUGGUGCUGCCUCUGCCUGCCCUGCCGUCCUCCACAUGCGUCUCCAACGGGGAAUGGAAGGAGCCUCUGACCCAAAAACAUCCCCCAAACUGUCAGGUCCUGCAGCAAGUUGAGGGCCUCUCAGGGGUCCUGUCUGGGGCCCUGUGGGAAGUGAGGCUGUGGCAGCCGGUCCUUUAUCCUGAGUUUGGUUGCUUGUUUUUUUGGACAAUGUCUUAGGUCCCAGCGAUGGUGGACCAGCAGGCAGCCCCGAACACUGAGGAUACUGUGGGAAACCCAGGCAGGAGCUAAGGGGUGGGAGCUCAGGGCUGGGGGGUGCAGAUCUCGAGGCCCGAGGGGCCAUUUUCCCAGUGGGCGUCUUGACUGAGUUCUGAGUGUUUUCCAGGGCUCUGAACACAGCCCUUUUUUGGACGUGUGGUUUACGCACUCUCUCUGUGUCCCUUGUCCUUUCACCCUCUAACGGGGAACAGGAAAAGCUGCUCAUUUUGAUAAAGUUCAGUUUAUCAAUUUUUGCUUUUAUAGAUCUCGUUUUUACUGUGAAGUCUAAGAACUGUUUGCCCGCCAGGCAUGGUGGAUCACCUGAAGUCAGGAGUUCAAGACCAGCCUGGCCAAUAUGGAGAAACCCCAUCUGUACUAAAAAUACAAAGUUAGCCGGGUGUGGUGGCGUGUACCUGUAAUCCCAGCUACUCGGGAGGCUGAGGCAGGAGAAUCACUUGAACCCGGGAGGCGGAGGUUGCAGUGAGCCAAGAUCACACCAUUGCACUCCAGCCUGGGCAAAGAAGAGCGAAACUCCUUCUCAAACAAACAAAUAAAAGAACUGUUUGCCUAUUCCUAGAUCCUAAAGAUUUUCUCCUGUGGGUUUCUUUUUUCUUUUCUUUGAGACAGAGUCUUGCUGUGUCACCCAGGCUGGAGUGCAGUGGUGCGAUCAUGGGUCACUGCAGCCUCAGCCUCUGGGACUCAAGCCAUCCUCCCAUCUCAGCCUCCGGAGUACCUGGGACCACAGGUGUGUGCACCAACAUGCCUGGCUAAUUUAAAAAGAAUUUUUUGUGUGGAGUUGGGGGUCUCACCUUGUUGCCCAGCCUGCUCUUGAACUCCUGGGCUCAAAUGAUCUUUUCACCUCAGCUCCUCAAAGUGUGGGGAAUACAGGUGUGAGCCCCCAUGCCUGGCCUCUCAUGGGUUUCUUAUAGAAGUUUUAGAUUUAAUUCAUGAUCUUAUUUUAAGUUAACAUCUACAUGAAGUGGGAGGUUUGGUCAGUUUCAUUUUCUGCCUGUGGAAAAGUGCUCCAGCCCCACUGGUCUGAAAUGCUGUCUUCUUUCCACCAAGUUGUGCUUGCACCUUUGCCGGAGCUCAGGUGGAUGUGGGGGUCUGUGCUGGCUCUGUGAGUCUGUCCUUCCGCACACAACUGGUCUCUCGCUUCUGUGAGACGAGAGCAGGUGGAGUGAUUCCUCCUACUUUGUUCUUUACCAGAAUUGUUUCAGCUAUUCCUUUGCCUUUUCCUAUAAUUUUUAGAACACGCUUGUUCCUAUCUACCAAAGUGUCUUGCUGAGAUUUUGAUAGGAACACACACCUCGUAGGAGAGCUAGAGUGAAGAGCAGUGACCGGCCCAGAUCUGGGCCACACCUGUGAUUCCAGCACUUUGCGGGUCUGAGUUGGAAGCGUUACUUUAGCCCGGGAGUUUGAAACCAGCCUCAGCAACAUAGUGAGAUUCUGUCUCUAAAAAAAUAACAAAAAUUAGCUGGCAGUGGUGGUGCGCACCUGUAGUCUUGGCUGCUCAGAAGAUUGAGGUGGGAGGAUCACUUGAGCCUGGCAGUUCGAGGCUACAGGGAGCUGUGGUCACCCCAGUGCACUCCAGCCUGGGCAACAGGGCGAGACCCCAUCUCAAAAACAAAAUAAAACUCAAAAAACAGUGACAACACCACACGCUGAUGAGGAUGCAAAGAAACCAGAUCCCUUGUACGCUGCUGAUGGGGGUGUGACGUGGUGCAGCCUCACUGGGAAACAGUUUGGCAGUUUCUUAAAAAACUAAACGUGUGCUAACCAUAUGACCCCGUGUCCACAUGCGCUCACCACAUGACCCCGUGUGCACCCUCCUGGGUGCUCAUCCCAGGAAAGCAAAGACUUAGGCUCACACGAAAUGCCUGGGCGCCGACGCUCAUUUACCUGUAAUAGCUAAAAACUGGAAGCGACCCAGGUGCCAUUCAGUGGCUGAGAGCUGAAAUUGGUGUAUCCUUAUCACGGUGUUCUACGCAGAAAUAGAAGAGCUGAAACUGGUGUAUCCUUAUCACGGCGUUCUACGCGGAAAUAGAAGAGCUGAAACUGGUGUAUCCUUAUCACGGCGUUCUACGCGGAAAUAGAAGAGCUGAAACUGGUGUAUCCUUAUCACGGCGUUCUACGCGGAAAUAGAAGAGCUGAAACUGGUGUAUCCUUAUCACGGCGUUCUACGCGGAAAUAGAAGAGCUGAAACUGGUGUAUCCUUAUCACGGCGUUCUACGCGGAAAUAGAAGAGCUGAAACUGGUGUAUCCUUAUCACGGCGUUCUACGUGGAAAUAGAAGAGCUGAAACUGGUGUAUCCUUAUCACGGCGUUCUACGCAGCGAAUAGAAGAGCUGAAACUGGUGUAUCCUUAUCAUGGUGUUCUACGCAGCAGUAGAAGGAAACUUUCUUCCUGCAGCAACAAGGAAAUGACGCCAAGUGAGAAGAGCCAGGCUUAGUAUCAUAUGACUCCACUUGUACGAAAUUGUCAAAAUAACAAAAUUCUGGGGAUGGAGAAUGGGUUACUGGUUGUCAGCAGUUAGGGGAGGUCUCCAGGGAGGAGGGAUGCCUCUGGGGAGGGCGGUUCUGUGUCUUGAGGGGAGAUGCUGGUUACAUGAACGUGCGUGUGACACAGGUGUCCAUCUGUGGAGCACACACACAGGUGAGAGCACAUAGGAGUGGGGGCGUCUGAGCGGGGGCCUGGCGUUUCCAUGUCAGUCUCCUGGCUUUGCCUUUGUUUUGCAGCUACUGAACGCGCAGCUGCUGGGGGACCAGGGCCAAAGGGACUGCUCUGUGCUGUUUUUGCAGUUUGUUGUGUGUCUGUUACCGUCAGAAUACAAAACUUAAAAAGUCACACCAGGGAUCCAGUCCCAGGAAGUCCGUAUCCUGAAACCGCAUGUCCCUGACACAUAGCUGCCCAGGGGGAGCAUGUGUCCAGUCCCAGGAAGUCCGUAUCCUGAAACCACAUGUCCCUGACACAUAGCGGCCCAGUGGGGAGCACGUGCCCUGCAGGGUGGCCGCCCUGACACAUAGCGGCCCGGUGGGGAGCACGUGCCCCGCAGGGUGUCCAUCCUGACACAUAGCGGCCCGGUGGGAGCACGUGCCCCGCAGGGUGUCCAUCCUGACACAUAGCGGCCCGGUGGGAGCACGUGCCCCGCAGGGUGUCCAUCCUGACACAUAGCGGCCCGGUGGGGAGCACGUGCCCCGCAGGGUGUCCAUCCUGACACAUAGCGGCCCGGUGGGGAGCACGUGCCCCGCAGGGUGUCCAUCCUGACACAUAGCGGCCCGGCGGGAGCACGUGCCCCGCAGGGUGGCCGGGCUCUGCUGAAGGGCGAGCUGUGCUUGAACCCGGCGCCGCCCCUUCUAGGAGCUCGCACUGCACCUCUUUGGCCUGGCUGCUGUUUUUCUUUGAGACCGGUGUUCCUAUUACUUUUCCCAUUUUUUUCACUGUUUAUACAAUCUUUCAGAAUUCUGUAUCCACAGCCCUGGCCUCUGCAAGGAAGGCACUCCACGACACUGAGCAGUAAGCCUUGGCAGGCCUUCCAGACAGCUCUGGAGGGGCCAGCUUGCGUCCCAGUCCCCACCCUCCCCAGCCUCUUGUUCCUUGUGUUAUAGUGAGACAAGGCACUUGUGCUUCUGCUGCCUGUUUUUGUUUCUGAGUUUAUGUUAAAAGUCACCGUGAUUUUAAGGCACUGUCUUUGCCUUGGCGAGGUGGUUCUCUUCUGUGAUCUCCCUUGUAGAAAUGUGACUGGGACUCAGCAUCCCAGCUUAUCACAUUCUGAUGUGUGGAACCAGGGAGAAUGGUUGUGUCUUUCAAAGUUCCUUUGAAAUUCGGGAGCGAUUUGCUUGGGAGUGGGGUGUGGUUUGGACUGAGCUGCUGUCCAUACCUGGCGGCUACGGCUUUGUGGGGCUCAGGACAGUGGCCCUGGAGAAGCUGGUCAGGCCCCUCAGCCUCCUCAGAGCGUUCAAGGUCCUGUCCUAAGAACAUGGGGUUGCUGGAGACAGGGUCUCACUCCAUUGCCCAGGCUGGAGUAUAGGGGCAUGAUCAUAGCUCACUGCAGCCUUCACCUCCUAGGCCCACAUGGUCCUCCCACCUUGGCUUCCCAACGUGCUGGGAUUAUUAAGGGUUUCUUACAUUAGUCAUGGUAGAAGAUCCUGCUCUUUCAUCAUUAGUCGUGGUAGAUCCUGUUCUUUUUUU